Molecule: messenger RNA, 465 nt
Organism: Suillus plorans
Lineage: Eukaryota; Fungi; Basidiomycota; Agaricomycetes; Boletales; Suillaceae
Exons: 4
Coding region: 1-465 (154 amino acids)
Source: RefSeq, a predicted model, not a curated record
AUGGCUGAACUUAACGCAAAUGAUGAAGUUCAUCUUAAUGAAAACUACCAUCCUUUUCAUAGGGAGGAACAAGCUGGAAACGACAUGCAGGAUCAGGGAGGAGCUAUGGAGGAGCAUGCUGGAGAUAUAGAGGAGCACACUGGGAACAUGGAGCAAGAUCUGGAGGAUCAUGAUGGGAACAUUGAGCACCCUGGAAAUGUAUGGGACCAACCCAGUCAAGAAACAUUUGCAGUAACACCAUCCAUGAUAGUGCUAUGGGACUACGCACAGGAGAUCAUACAAGACGAUAUGGAACACACACAAGCCCAUCUGCACGCGCUAUGUCCUGUCCACCCCCUCAUCCAAAUGUUGUGUCAUGACAAAUACCUCCUAGCAUUGAUGGUAGAGGACAGGUGUGAAGUGUUGCUCAGGUUAUGGUGGGAGUUGGACGAGAUGGAACAUCUUCUGGGUUUAGAGCACAUCUAG